AAAGUCAUAACGACACGUCCCGAACCUCUUGAUAACGUUUGAGUGAACAAAAUGCAAUCUUAGUUUCUGUCUCUCUCUUUGCAUCCCUCUUCCAUGUUUGUCAUGAAAGAUGUGGUCAGUCUGUUCAAACCUUAAACUAAUUCUGGCACCUCCAUGGAAGCAUAACAACAAUCUUUUUCGUCAUAACCCAAAAUCAAGAUUAAACUAUUAUUUUCGUUCAUGUCUGCAUAUCGCCAAUUCUUUCCCCAAGGACGAGUCUCCUUCAUCAACUCCAAACCAAAAUCAGUUGAAAUAUGACCCUUCGGUAGAGCUAUAUGGUCUUGAUGUUGAUAUAACACCAAGGGUUGUAAAAACUGCUGCACUUGAACCUAGAUCAUGGUUUGGACCCAAUGGACAGUAUAUUAAAGAACUUCCCUGCCCUAGUUGUAGGGGAAGGGGAUAUACUCCAUGUACAGAGUGUGGAAUAGAGCGAUCUAGACAAGACUGCUCACUUUGCAGUGGGAAGGGGAUAAUGACUUGCCAACAAUGCUUGGGAGAAUGUGUCAUCUGGGAAGAGUGGAUUGAUGAAAUCCCAUGGGAAAAAGCACGUUCCAUUUCUUCACUGAAAGUCAAAGAAGAUGAUGAAGUUGAUAAUUUGGAGUUAAAGCUGGAUUCAAGGAAGAAAUCAAAGCGAGUAUACAAAUCAACUCCUCCAGAAGUUGGGCUGAAAAUCAGCCGCUCCUUAAAAAGUCUCAAUGCAAAAACAGGACUGUUCAGCAAACGGAUGAAGCUCAUCCAUCGUGAUCCUGUUCUUCAUGCCCAAAGAGUAGCUGCAAUUAAGAUAGCUAAAGGGACAGCUGCUGCUAGGAAACAUGCCUCUGAAACUCUGAAAACCUUCUUCAGUGAUCCUGAGAAUCGCCGGAAAAGAAGUAUUUCUAUGAAAGGGGUUAAGUUCUUAUGCAAGAACUGUGGACAAGAAGGGCAUAGGAGUAAUUACUGUCAUGAACGCGGAGAAAACAUGGAUUGGAGAUUCAAAUGUGGGUUAUGUGGGGAGAAAGGCCAUAACAAAAGAACUUGUCAAAAACAAAGAACCACUAAACCAAUACAAAGAAUUUUAAGGGAAUACCGUUGCCGGGCGUGUGGGGAAGUUGGUCAUAAUAGCAAGAGUUGUUCUCUCAGUUCAGACGAUGCAGCUCCUCCUAUAAAUAGAGGCCCUUUCGAGGAUUCAAAGAGAUAUACUCGUAAGCGUCAUCAUCGUUGCAGUGUAUGUGGAAAACCUGGUCACAAUAAGAGGACUUGUACGAAUGGAUGAAAAUAGAUGUUAUUUUUAAAAGUAGUGGAAGACCCAGACAUCCUGCGGGAUAUGUUUUGUAAUUGACUAGAACCCGAAGUACGUUUGUUGAAAGAAGACCAUUUUGGCAGUAUCAAAUAUUCAAGAUGGAUCCAGGAUGAAGUUCACUAUCUUCUUUGAAGUUAUGUGGAUUUUUCGUGUUUGUUGUGGACGACUGAUAUAGUGAUAUCUUUCAAUGUUUGUGAACAACUGAUAAUUUCCUGGUUUAAAGAAUUUUCUCAAAAUUGUUUAUUGAAGAGUUGGUCUUAUGAGAGUC
This is a messenger RNA of Beta vulgaris subsp. vulgaris (sugar beet), 1586 nucleotides long. RefSeq lists its product as uncharacterized. The transcript is spliced from 8 exons. The record is from RefSeq and is a predicted model, not a curated record. Gene Ontology annotation, molecular function: translation regulator activity; mRNA binding; single-stranded RNA binding. Gene Ontology annotation, biological process: positive regulation of cytoplasmic translation. Lineage: Eukaryota; Viridiplantae; Streptophyta; Magnoliopsida; Caryophyllales; Amaranthaceae. The coding region runs from base 110 to 1291 and encodes 393 amino acids. Gene Ontology annotation, cellular component: cytoplasm.